Messenger RNA from Egretta garzetta (little egret), 1635 nucleotides. It is a transcript of the gene PEX11G, whose product is annotated as peroxisomal biogenesis factor 11 gamma. The transcript has 4 exons. The annotation marks the transcript as partial. Gene Ontology annotation, cellular component: peroxisomal membrane. The record is from RefSeq and is a predicted model, not a curated record. Gene Ontology annotation, biological process: peroxisome fission. Lineage: Eukaryota; Metazoa; Chordata; Aves; Pelecaniformes; Ardeidae.
UGCGGCUACGGGCUGGGCCCCAAGGAGGAGGACGGCCUGGUGCGGGGGCUGUCAGUGCUCUGCAACCUGGCCAACCAGCUCUACUACCCCUGCGAGCACGUCGCGUGGGCGGCUGACGCUGGCAUCAUCCGCGUCGGCUCUCAGAAAUGGUGGACUCUGAGCACAGCGCUCUGGGCCUUCUCCCUGCUCCUGGGCAUCCUGUGAUCCCUGAGAAUCUUAUUCCAGUUAAAAAGAAAGCUGAGGCAGCACAAAUGUCCAUCUUCGCCUCUGAGUCAAAAGGAAAUGAAAGCCCAGGUGAAGGCUGAAGUUCUGAGCAUCCUCACAAACAUGGCAGAUCUCUCCAACGCAAUCCACUGGCUGCCUCCGGGGUUUCUCUGGGCUGGACGCUUUCCUCCAUGGUUAGUAGGUCUCCUGGGGACCAUAUCUUCCCUGAUUGGUAUCUACCAAGCAUCUAGAGGAGGAAAUGCUGAAGCUGUAUAAACCAUAAUUAAGCUUCAGGAGCCCAAUCAUUACAUGGUAAAAAUGCCCUUAGUGAGGCAGGGUGUAUUUUAACUUCCCCGAGGGUUGGUGAUUGUAAUUCCACGCAUCCUGUAAUUGGGACUGUAGUCACUCUGUCUGUUACAGAAGGGAUUGUUUGCGGUUAACAAUUUUUAUCACUCUUCAUUAGAGAAAUCUUUCAGGUGAGUCCUCUGAAAAAUCAAGAAAUCUCCUAGGAUUGGUAAAAUAGAAAAAAAGUCACUUCCGUCCUUCUUUCCUAUGUCCCAAAAGAGAAACGCAACCCUCCAGUCUUUGCUGUCACUUAAAAGAGCACGAAGUCAGCAUUAGGUGGAGAAACAGCCACGGUUCUGUCACACACAACUUCUGAGGGACAGAUGCUGCGAGUUCCAGCUCCAGACUCAGCACUUGGUGCCUCAUCCCAGCCAGGGAGGCGACCCAAGUAUUUUCCGUCAGAUGUUUUGGUGUUUGAGCCCAGAGCAGAUGCUGCAAGCGGUCAUUUUUUUGUUUGCGAGGGUUGCGUUUCUUUAGAAAGAAACAGCAACUGUCAGCAGUGCCUUGGGAAGCUUUCUUCUGGCCUGUAUCGCUCAUUUAAGGAGAAAUACUGGAAGCUGAGACUUCCCAGUUAAACCAGAAGCAGUGCUGAGCCUCCAGCUGUGCCUUAACGAAAUGCCACCGGGUGGAGCUCUUCCACCAGGCUCUGGCAGCAACCAACGGACUUUUAAAGAUAAACAAACCAAAUAGAAAAGCAGCAGAAAAAGAUUUAUUAAUCACCUUUCAAAGGACCAAUCAAACCCAUGCCAAGAUGAGUUUUACAGUUACAUUUCUAGGCGGUGCCAAUAAUAAAUGAGAUGAAUGUUCCAAAGGUGGCCUUGAAUGAUCAUUCCCUCCGAUAACAGGGUAAAUCCUCUUUAUCUGGUUCUGGAAAGCUCCAAACAGUGCCCAGCCGACAGAAAAACAUCUGUGCUGUGUUGGCUGCAGCUCCCUGGCUGGCGCCAGCCUUCCUCCUCCCAAAAUAAUUCUGAGCAACUGACCAACUGUCAUCGAGUGGCAUCUUUUGCAAAUGGUUCUGCUUAGUCGGUGCGGUGGUUGCGCUCUCUGCCACGCAGUACGGCACAGACUGCGUUCCCAGGAGGGUUG